Messenger RNA from Struthio camelus australis, 413 nucleotides. NCBI's taxonomy places the organism in Eukaryota, Metazoa, Chordata, Aves, Struthioniformes, Struthionidae. The record is from RefSeq and is a predicted model, not a curated record.
UUGUCCCCAACAGCUUGUCAGCUCUGUGCCUUGACUAAUAAUAACAUUUUGUUGUUGAACCUUGGAAACCUUUUGGUUUACAGCAUCAUUGAGAAAGGUGAAGAAAACUGUGGGCACCUUAUUGAAGCUCACAAAGAGUGCAUGAGAGCUCUGGGCUUCAAGAUCUGAGAAAGAUGAAGAGGACUGUGAAUGUGGUAAUGUCUGUUGCGUGACUGGUAUUCUGGAAAGCUGAAAAAUAUUAAAUUAUUUCUGCAAGUUGCUUCAGAGGACCGAAUAUAAACAAAGAAUCUAUUUAUAAAGAAUUUCUAAUGAUAGACUGUGUAUCACGUCUCUGGCUUUUCCACUGUUGGCUCUUGACUGCUGCUAUAGAAAAUAUAUUUUUUCUCUUAAUAAAAAUCUAAAAAUGACCAGUC